Molecule: messenger RNA, 1534 nt
Organism: Triticum dicoccoides
Lineage: Eukaryota; Viridiplantae; Streptophyta; Magnoliopsida; Poales; Poaceae
Exons: 3
Coding region: 90-1376 (428 amino acids)
Biological process (GO): regulation of DNA-templated transcription
Cellular component (GO): nucleus
Molecular function (GO): RNA polymerase II cis-regulatory region sequence-specific DNA binding; DNA-binding transcription factor activity, RNA polymerase II-specific
Source: RefSeq, a predicted model, not a curated record
UACUCCCCUUCUUCUUGGUUUGCUUGCCCCAUCUCUACCGCAAGUGUUCCUGCAGCCAUUGCUUUGAUCCGACCUCGGAGGCCGCACUGAUGGCUGAAGGGAGUGCCUAUUUCGAUUGGGACGUGGCGGCCUCGGCGGCCGGGAACCAGUACACGAGCUCCGGGCAUGGUGGUGUUUCACAACACUUCGUCCAUAAUGAUGGUAGUGCUCCAGCCAGGGUGGUCGUCUUCCCGGGCGCCAGAUCAAGAGCUUCUGGUGGCAUCAACAUGAUGGAUCCCACCAGGUUCUCCAGCUACGGGAUCAGCGACGCCCCUACGGCAAUCGUGGCACCUGCUCGGGUCCCGCCGCGUGCCAGAUCCAAGGGCCAGCGGCUGACACAGUUCAAAGGGUCGUGGACCGUGGAGGAAGAUACGCUGCUCAGGGCGAAGGUGCAAGAGUUCGGCAUAGGGAGGUGGACGAAGGUUGCGAUGUACCUCCCCGGACGGAGCGGGAAGCAGUGCCGGGAGAGAUGGGUCAACCAACUUGACCCCAACAUUGAGAGAAAAAUCUGGACCGACUCAGAAGACAUGAAGCUGAUCGAGUUGCAUCAGACCUGGGGGAACCGUUGGUCGGUGAUCGCCCGGCUACUCUCUGGACGGCCAGAGAACGCCGUCAAGAACCACUAUCAUGCCACCAAGCGCAGUCUGAAUGCAAAGCGCCAGCUCAAGAAGAGGAACAACAAGCAACCACCUCCUGGCCAGCUCUCCCUUCUUGCGGAGUACAUCCAUAGCCUGGAGCCACACACUGGAUCACCCAUGGAGACACCUCCAGUGUCCCCACUGUUGUAUCAUGACCAAGAGCAUGGUGGGCAGAUGGGGAUGGCCGGUAGAGACGUCGCCGUCGUCAUCACCCCUACUACACAGGCGCACCCGACCUACCCCAAUUCGGCCAUGACUGGUAUGUACUACCACCCAAACCCGGCCAACAUGCAGUACUGGGCGCCGGAUUUGAAUGUUGCUGACAGGCAGAACGAGGGGUACUCGUACUACAUCCCUCCCAGUGCGCACCUGAACCACCACCUGUGCUAUGGUUUGUCACCGACGCAGAUGGUUAGUGAGCAAGACAUGCAGCAGGCGGCCAAAGCGAGCAUGAACAUGUCUGCGUUCACUGGACAACAUACCCUCCCGGCGAGCAACCUCAAGGCGGUGGCAGAGAUGCACCGUGAGUCCUCCUCCAACAACCAACUGGGCAACGUGAGUGGUGGAGCUAGCGAUUGGUCCUACUACUAUGGCAUGGACGAGGUUGGUCCGAGCGGCCCUGCUGGAGGUACCGGUAGCGGUAGCAACCCUGAUGACAUCGACGUGGUGCAGAUGGCCCCGAGGGAGUUUUCCGCGUAGGACCGGGAAGUGGUCACCCUCAAUCGAGUGACUAGAUUCAAGUGAGACAUACAUGUCACUGGAGGAUUUCAUGUCUAAGGAGAACAAUGAGAUUGUAUGUGUGUUGUGCUUAUGUACUUUGUUUGAUCGAGUAUUUUGCAAAGGUACUUUAUGUGGUC